Messenger RNA from Nannospalax galili (Upper Galilee mountains blind mole rat), 6217 nucleotides. RefSeq names its product Rho guanine nucleotide exchange factor 28 (gene Arhgef28). The transcript is spliced from 36 exons. Bases 135 to 5246 code for a protein of 1703 amino acids. The record is from RefSeq and is a predicted model, not a curated record. Lineage: Eukaryota; Metazoa; Chordata; Mammalia; Rodentia; Spalacidae. Gene Ontology annotation, biological process: regulation of Rho protein signal transduction; cell morphogenesis. Gene Ontology annotation, molecular function: guanyl-nucleotide exchange factor activity.
GGCGUGGGCAGCUGGGGGCAGGCUUCGCCGAUCCCGGAGGCGCGCGCUGGCGGGUGGCCCUCUGGCUGGCCUCGGGGACUGCACCCGGCCGGGGCUCUGGGCGCCACCCGGCCACAGCUCCAGAUGCGGGAGCCAUGGAGCUGAGCUGCAGUGAAGUGCCUCUUUACGGACAGAUGACGGUCUAUGCAAAGUUUGGCAAAAAUGUGUAUCUUCCUGAAGAUGCUGAGUUUUACUUCAUUUAUGACGGAUCGCAUCAGAGACAUGUGGUAAUUGCUGAGCGCAUCGAGGAUAACGUUCUCCAAUCCAGCAUUCCAGGCCACGGACUUCAGGAGACGGUGACAGUGUCUGUGUGCCUCUGCUCGGAAGGUUACUCCCCGGUGACCAUGGGCUCUGGCUCAGUGACCUACGUGGACAACAUGGCCUGCAGGCUGGCUCGCCUGCUGGUCACUCAGGCUGACCGUCUCACAACCUGUAGCCACCAGACACUGCUGACCCCGUUUGCUCUGACAGCAGAAGCACUGCCGGCCUUGGAUGAGGAGCUUGUGUUGGCUCUGACCCAACUAGAGCUACCUCUGGGCUGGACGGUCCUAGGAAACUCUUCACUUGAAGUAUCUCUACACAAAGAGUCUCUCCUGCAUCUGGCUGUGAGAUGGGGCCUGACUAAGCUUUCCCACUUCCUCUUGUGUCUCCCGGGGGGCCUCCAGGCCUUGGCACUACCCAAUGAAGAGGGUGCCACACCCUUGGACUUGGCUUCACAUGGUGGACACUCCGUGCUGGUGAAAGACAUUGCAAAUUUUCAGGGCACCCGUUCUCCAGGCUUCUCCCGAGUGUGGCUCAAGGAAGAUGCCUCUCUGCAGUUGGCUCACUCAUCUGAAACAUUGACUCUCACUGUUAACCACACAGCUGAGCAUUUGCUGGAGGCGGAUAUCAAACUCUUCCGGAAAUACUUUUGGGACAGGGCCUCUCUUGUUAAGGCUUUUGAGCAAGAAGCCAGGCCAGAGGGAAGACCAACCAUGCCUUCUGGAGCUGUAGAAAGUGAAAACGAGGUUAAGAAUUUGGAGUCUGACAGAUCACCCCUAGAGGAGGAGGUUGGAAAGUGCGUCAAAAGCCAGGUGGAUCCACUGAAUGAACAAGAAGACCCUGAAAGCCUAGAUUUGGAUCAUUCAUUUGAUGGUGUCAGAAAAUCCAAGAUUGCCCCUACUUUUCCUGCUACAGGACAGCUCUCUGAUAUGCUGAAUGGAGGUGACGAAGUCUAUGCUAACUGUAUGGUGAUAGAUCAGGUUGGUGAUUUGGAUAUCAACUAUAUUAACAUAGAGGGACUCUCUGCCCACACCAGCCCUGACUCCAUGGGGUCCACCCUAGGGUCUCAGGCUUGCAAACAUGUCCUUCCUCCUGGCCCCAGUCCCCACAUGCACCCACUUGGUGGGGACCGAGAAGGGAUAGCAAACACCGUGGCCCUGCAGCCCUUCAUGUCACCAGCCAGUUCUUGCACUUCCAAUUUGAGUCUUUCUUUCGGUCUUCAUGAAUUCGAAAAGGAACAGAAUCAUCUAAAGAAAAGAAGUUCCAGCCUGGACGCCCUGGUUGCUGACAGUGAAGGGAAGGGCAGUACUGAGCAGCCACAUGUUUGCUACACUCCCGCCUCUCAGAGUUCCUUGGGAACUGGGAUUCCCAGCGGGGAUGAACUGGACUCUUUAGAGACCAGUACUGAGCCAGAUUUUAAUAUCUCCAGGACCGAAUCACUUUCUCUAUCAAGUAAUCUGCAUUCAAAGGAAUCUGUGCUUUCUGGAAUCCGCUCACGUUCUUAUUCCUGCUCCUCACCCAAAAUCUCUUUGGGAAAAUCUCGGCUAGUGCGAGAUUUUAUGGUGUGCAAUUCAAGUGAAGAGCAAAGAGCAUAUAGCUUCCCAGAACCACCAGGAGAGAAAAGAAUUCAGGAAGAAGAAUGGGAUAAAUACAUCAUUCCUGCCAAAUCGGAGUCUGAAAAAUAUAAAGUGAGCCGAACUUUCAGCUUCCUCAUGAAUAGGAUGACCAGCCCUCGGAACAAGUCUAAGAUGAAAAACAAGGAAGCUAAAGACAAAGAAAAACUGAAUCGACAUCAGUUUAUCCCUGGAACAUUCUCUGGGGUUCUUCAGUGUUCUGGUUGUGAUAAAACACUCCUGGGGAAAGAGUCACUCCAGUGUGCCAACUGUAAGGCAAAUGCACACAAGGGCUGUAAAGAUGCUGUACCUUCAUGUACCAAGAAGUUCCAAGAGAAAUAUAACAAGAACAAACCACAGACCAUCCUUGGAAGUUCCUCAGCUAGAGACGUCCCACAGCCUGGGCUCUCCUUGCACCCUUCCUCCUCCAUGCCUAUUGGACUGCCAGCUGGAAGGAAGGAAACCACAGGGCAGGUGCAUCCGUUGUCCAGAAGUGUUCCAGGUACCACGCUGGAAAGCUUCAGGAGGUCAGUGACAUCCUUGGAGUCUGAGGGUGACAAUAACAACUGGCGAAGCAGGUCUCACUCUGAUGAGCUAUUCCAGUCUAUGGGCUCCUCGCCCUCCAUGGAGUCAUUCGUGAUGGAAGAUGUCGUGGAUUCGUCUCUGUGGAGCGACCUGAGCAAUGAUGCCCAGGAGUUCGAAGCUGAAUCUUGGAGUCUCGUGGUGGACCCUUCAUUCUGUAGUAGGCAGGAGAAGGAUGUCAUCAAAAGACAGGAUGUCAUUUUUGAGCUGAUGCAGACAGAGAUGCAUCACAUCCAGACCCUGCUCAUCAUGUCUGAGGUCUUCAGGAAAGGCAUGAAAGAGGAGCUGCAGCUGGACCACAGCACAGUGGACAAGAUCUUCCCCUGCUUGGACGAGUUGCUGGAAGUCCACAGGCAUUUCUUCUUCAGCAUGAAGGAGCGCAGGCAGGAAUCCUGUGCUGGUAAUGACAGGAAUUUUGUGAUCCACCGAAUUGGAGAUAUUCUGGUACAGCAGUUUUCAGAAGAAAAUGCAAGUAAAAUGAAGAAAAUUUAUGGAGAAUUCUGCAGUCAUCACAAAGAAGCUGUGAAUCUCUUUAAAGAACUCCAGCAGAAUAAAAAGUUUCAGAAUUUUAUUAAGCUCCGAAAUAGCAAUCUUUUGGCUCGACGCCGAGGAAUCCCAGAAUGCAUCCUGCUGGUCACCCAGCGCAUCACAAAAUACCCAGUCUUGGUGGAGAGAAUACUGCAGUACACAAAGGAACGGACUGAAGAACACAGAGACCUGUGCAAAGCUCUUGGCUUAAUUAAAGACAUGAUCGCAGCUGUGGAUCUGAAAGUCAGCGAGUAUGAAAAGAACCAAAAAUGGCUUGAAAUCCUAAGUAAAAUCGAAAACAAAACAUAUACAAAGCUCAAAAAUGGCCAUGUGUUUAGAAAGCAGGCCCUGAUCAGUAAAGAAAGGACUCUCUUACACGAUGGGCUUGUUUACUGGAAAACCGCUACAGGUCGUUUCAAAGAUAUUCUAGCUCUACUUCUAACAGACGUGCUGCUUUUCCUACAAGAAAAAGACCAGAAAUACAUCUUUGCAGCUGUUGACCAGAAGCCAUCAGUUAUUUCCCUUCAGAAGCUUAUUGCUAGAGAAGUUGCUAAUGAGGAGAGAGGUAUGUUUUUGAUCAGUGCUUCAUCAGCUGGUCCUGAGAUGUAUGAAAUCCAUACCAAUUCCAAGGAGGAACGAAAUAACUGGAUGAGGCGGAUCCAGCAGGCAGUAGAAAGUUGCCCAGAAGAAGAAGGGGGAAGGACAAGUGAAUCUGAUGAAGAGAGGCGGAAAGCUGAGGCCAGAGUGGCCAAAAUUCAGCAGUGUCAAGAAAUACUCAGUAACCAAGACCAACAAAUCUGUACAUAUUUGGAAGAAAAGCUACAUAUCUAUGCUGAACUUGGGGAACUGAGUGGCUUUGAGGAUGUCCACCUGGAACCACACCUCCUCAUCAAGCCUGACCCAGGAGAGCCUCCCCAGGCAGCGUCCUUACUAGCAGCAGCACUGAAAGAAGCUGAGAGUCUUCAAGUUGCUGUGAAAGCCUCACAGAUAGGUGAUGCAAGUCAGUCAUCUGAGGAAGGCUGUGGAGAGUCAGUCUCAACCGACACCCUCAGUUCUCAGGAUGUACCAACAUCACCGACUGCUUCACUAGUCACAGAAGGGACAGAAGGAAGAGGCUGUUGGGAUGUGGAUCCUGGGCUCCAGGGUGUGGUAACCGACUUGGCGGUCUCUGAUGCAGGGGAGAAGGUGGAAUAUAGAAGUUUUCCAGGUUCUUCACAGUCAGAGAUUGUACAAGCUAUACAGAAUUUAACCCGUCUCCUCUAUAGCCUUCAGGCUGCUUUGACCAUACAGGACAGCCACAUUGAGAUCCACAAACUGGUUCUACAGCAGCAGGAUAACUUGGCCCCUAGUCAGUCCUUCCGAAGUGGCCUCUUGCAGGACCAGGAGAAAUCGCGCCACUUGGAGAAGCAGCGUGAGGAGCUGGCCAACAUCCACAAGCUUCAGCACCAGUUCCAGCAGGAGCAGCGGCGCUGGCACCGCACAUGUGACCAGCAGCAGCGCGAGCAAGAAGCCCAGGAGAGCCGGCUGCAGGCACGGGAGCGUGAGUGCCAGUCACAGGAAGAGAUGCUGUUGCGGAACCGCAGUGAGCUGGACCACCAACUCCAGGAGUACCAGCAGAACUUGGAGCGGCUACGGGAGGGCCAGCGGCUGGUGGAGAGGGAGAGAGAGAGGAUGCGUGUCCAGCAGGGCUUGCUGGGCCACUGGAAGCACAGUCGCCAGAGGAGCCUCCCUGCUGUCUUCUCUCCUGGGAGCAAGGAGGUAAUAGAACUUAACCGAUCUGAAAGUUUGUGUCAUGAUAAUUCAUUCUUCAUCAGUGAAGCUUUAGCUCACAUGUCACUUAACACUUUCAAUAAACCAAAUCCACCAGAUAACCCUUCGGAUGCCGCUUACCCCCUACAUGUAUCUAAUUCUGACUUGAUAAGAACUAGUGACAGUCAAACAGACCUGAAGAUAAACAUUUCUCAGCCUUCAGAUGUCAACCAUGAACUCUGGACAGCUAUAGGACCCAGUCAUCAGAUACCUACUCUCCAAGAAAGCAGCAAGGAUUCUUGUAAAAAUGAUUUGGACUCCUUCCAGACAGAGUCGCCAGCCCCUCAGGACUCAAAUCCACAUGGCCCUCAGCCACAAACACUUAGAGCAGAAGCAAAGCUAACUCUACAGAUGGUGGCCAGACAAGGUGGGGAUGCCGGAGAUGGAGCUGAAGAAAACAUUGUUUACCUCUGACUGUGUGGUCACUAUUUUUCCAAACAAAUAAACAAAAAAAUUGGCACUUUGGGGAGAACCUUUUCCCCCGGCCCCAUUUCUUGUGUGUGUGAUUGUCUGUGCCCAAAUUGCUUUAAGAAUAAUAUUUAAUAUUUCAUGCAAGUUCAUUUCUUGGCAUGAACCUAAUAAUUAAAUUAUUGAAAACAGCUCUGUUUAUAUCAUCUUUAACUUAUCAUGCCUACUUUCAGGUUUCUGAAGAAGCUAACUUGAAUAAGCCCAAAUAUGUUAAAUGUUUUGACUUUAGAGUAAAAUUUCAUACUGCAUUUUGUACCCAUUCAUCUGCAUUUUGAAUUGCUGUUUAAGAUCAAGAUGAAGCAAUUUCAAUUUAAAAUCUGCUGUCACAGUGGUUGCUUGCUGAGAGUGGCCUUGAGAACCCAAAAGGCAGAGGAGGGUGUGGGAAGGGACUUUCUCAGCCAGCUUCUGUUCAGAGCAUCAAAGUUGGAGAACUGUCAUAGUCACCAUGCAACCCAUGUGUCCUGUCUAAAUGCCUGUUCUGACCAAGCAGCCACCAUACAGGAACAGUCUGGACACACUUAGGACCUGAACCACAUGGUUUGUGGCUCACUUUCUUCUAAUAUUGAUGGUUCCACGUCUCUUCAGUAGCAUCUUUCAGCCCAGACCAGCGCCUCCAACAUGCCAAUUUUGCUGUAAAUAGUAAAACUCCGUGAUAGCUCUUGCAUCUGUCAGCUGGCCUGGAGUGGGUGCAGAGGACCAGCAUUCACUGGAAGGAACCACACUGCACUUCUUUAAGGACAAAAUGGCUAGUUCCUGGUGAAGCAUGCUGCCUGAGUGGGCUUUUCUACAAAGGGGCGAAUGGCACUACUUGCUGUCAGAGUAACAUGGAUCUCUGAAAAAAUAAAGCCAGGAAAUGUUCUCCUGUUGUUCUUCAGAAAUAUUUGUGUAUGUUUUGGUCAGUGUCAAUAAAUAUCUUU